UUGUUUCUCUGCUUUAAAAGACAUUUUAGGUUAAUCACUUUAUUUGUCUAAAAUCACUACUGUUGUCCAGGCUAAUCUGUUUAAUUUUGGCAUAUGAUUAAGCAGGUAAUGAGUGUUCUCACAUAUUAUCUGUUUGCACUGUCUGGACUACAGGGACUGGUGGAUCAGAGUCCAUUUGCAGGGAUUUAUCUGUUUAAUAACUGGAAGAGUUGUGUUGCACUGCCCUAAGGGCCACAUAAUAACGCACUCUGGCGCUCAGUCAUCACUAAUGUCCUGAUCCUGCUAAAUGGACCUGGUUAAGUCUAAUAUAAGUAGAUGGUUCUUCCUGUGUCCUGUCCCCCUGUUCCCCUCUGUACAGUAGCAUCUUUUUCCAGCUCUCCUGGGGGUUUCCAGCCACUGACUGUGCGGUGUAUAAAAGACCCUGUGAGGAUGUUAUCACCACUGACAUUAGUCAGAACACCACACAACGAGGACACUUAACCCAGGACCAGAAUUUCCCCUGUCCUCCAGGCACCAAGUCUUUGAACUCAAUAGGUGUAUUCGGACAACUGAAAUCUUCCACUGCCUUUGUCGUCAGCGUUCAUCUGACCUCCUCUCCAGUCUGAGGCCAUGGACACAGCUGCGGUGGUGACUCUUCUGGCUCUGGUUAUGGCGAUGGCUGGCGUCAGCCGAGCUCUUCACAUCCAAGGCAGUCUGGACAAAAAUGACAUCCUGCCAGGCUCAGAGGAGAACAUAGCUGACGGCUUGCUAGGGCUGGAGAGUGAAAACAUAGAUAACAGCAUUGAUGAUCGUCUGCUGACUGCAGUGCUGAGAGCUCUGCUGCUCGGAUCACAGAGAGAAACCAGGACCUCUGUCCUCCAUCAGCCACAGAGGUUUGGCCGCAGCUCUAGAGGGCAGGUGGUGUCCGAGGAUCAGAUACAUUCCCGUGACUGGGAGGCUGCCCCUGGUCAAAUCUGGAGCAUGGCGGUACCCCAGAGAUUCGGCAAGAAAUAAUUUGGAAGAUUCGUACAUCAAUGCCCUGGCAAGCAGUGGGCAACUGUGGAGAGACAAAUUUUGAAUGAAUAAAUUUGAAUUAUAAAGGCAUGUUUUUUCAACAUUGUUCCAGCCUAUUAGGCUUUAUUUGACACCCAACGUCUAGUUAAAGAUGACAUGAGCUUAAUUUUUUCUUUUCUUUUCUUAUUUCCAAUAUUGCAAAGCAUGUCAGUGAGUGCCUAAUAAGGCUUUCUGAGUAAGCCUCAUUUGUCCUGACAGGAAUGUUAUUUUGCACCUGAAGAGUUUGCCGAAAACUGAUUGCUACAUUUUUUGUUCUUCUUUUG
Scatophagus argus is the source of this 1316-nucleotide messenger RNA. It is a transcript of the gene npffl, whose product is annotated as neuropeptide FF-amide peptide precursor like. Bases 610 to 993 code for a protein of 127 amino acids. The record is from RefSeq and is a predicted model, not a curated record. The transcript has 3 exons. Gene Ontology annotation, molecular function: neuropeptide hormone activity. Lineage: Eukaryota; Metazoa; Chordata; Actinopteri; Scatophagidae.